AUGAUCAACAAGCACAAUAUCAUACCACGAGCUGAGCACUACUCUUGUACGGUUGAUCUCUUUGUCCGUGUAGGGCAGCUGGAAGAAGCGUACAAUAUAAUUUCUAGGAACAAUAUUACACAGAAUUCCUCACUGCGGGGUGCCAUUCUCGGGGGAUGCUUUUCUUAUGGUAACUAG
This is a messenger RNA of Linum tenue, 177 nucleotides long. NCBI's taxonomy places the organism in Eukaryota, Viridiplantae, Streptophyta, Magnoliopsida, Malpighiales, Linaceae. The record is from the annotation of a GenBank genome assembly.